AGACAGCUUUUGCCACUCGGACCCCUUGGGGGAGAAGGGGAGAGGGGGGAGGUGAGCCUCAUCACUGGCAGAUUUCUGGAUUUGUUUAAGAACUUCCAUGAAGCGCCAGGACGCAGCGAUGGAGGAUUCUGGACGCGUUUUAACAUCAAGGGACUGCAGCGGCCGGUGUGCGAUGCGAACUGAGCCGUGGGUGGUGUAGACCCCCUUUUUCCGAGCACAACACACACACCCGUCGCUUUAUCUAUAUCUUCCAAACGGGACGCGCAGCCUUGUUUCACUCCACCCGGGGAACAUGUCCCGGGCAGCGGCUAUAGCGAGCUCCCUGAUCCGCCAGAAGCGCCAGGCGAGGGAGAAGGCGAAUGCGUGCCGUGGCAGCCCGAGCAACAGCAAAGGAACCAGCGAGAAGCCGAGCAAGCUGAAUGUGUUCUCCCGUGUCAAAUUGUUUGGAUCGAGGAAGAAACGGAAGAGAAAGCGACCACCAGAGCCCCAGCUAAAGGGCAUAGUGACCAGGCUCUCCUGCAGCCAGGGCUUCCAGCUGCAGAUGCAGCCUGAUGGCAUCAUCGAUGGAACAAAGGAUGAAGACAGCACCUACGCUGUGUUCAACCUGAUCCCGGUGGGGCUUCGUGUCGUGGCCAUCCAGGGCGUGCAGAUCAAACUCUAUCUGGCGAUGAACAACGAAGGCUUUCUCUACACCUCUGAACAUUUUACCCCGGAGUGUAAGUUCAAGGAGUCGGUGUUUGAGAACUACUACGUCACCUACUCCUCCAUGCUGUACCGGCAGCAGGCCUCAGGUCGAGCCUGGUACCUCGGACUCAACAAGGAGGGGGGGAUCAUGAAGGGGAACCACGUCAAGAAGAACAAGGCCGCUGCACACUUUAUACCGAAACCACUCAAAGUGGCCAUGUACAGGGAGCCCUCCCUCCAUGACCUGACAGAACUCUCUCGGUCCGGCAGCGGCACACCAACCAAGAGUCGCAGCGCUUCGGCCAUACUUAAUGGCGGAGGGAAGUCGCCCAGCAACAACGACUUAUCCUAGCCCCCCACCCUUCACACACACCCACAGACACGCACGCACACACACACAGAUCUCAGGCCGACAUGCCCACACAUCAGGCUGGUGUGGGGUAGGAGGAGGCGAGGAGAAAAUACGAAGGAGAACAGGAGUGUUAUCUUCCACUUAACGGAGCCCACUGUGACUGACUGUGAUGUAAAUAAAUCAAGGACAAUCAAUCCGUCUGCUGCUCCGGCCUGCAGGGGGACGAGAACCUUCCUUUGAAUACCCUUCCCACUGUAUCAUACCCAGAGAGGACAAGGGAGGGAGAUGGAGCAACGCAAGAGGGAUAGAGAGAGUCAGUCAGUCACAUAAUUAGAUAAACAGACUGUUACAGAGAACCAAAGAGUCCAAGUAUUAACUAGGUGGUUGAAGGGAAAAGUGGUAAGAUAGUUAGAGUGACACAGGAAGUAUUUAUCUAUUCUACCAUAUGCUAUGUUUACACAGAGCUCAUGGGGUUAAGUCAUAUUUUUAAAAAGUGACAAACGUAUUCCAUGUUCACUUGUGAGGACUGAUCCUUUGUUUGCAUGCAGGCGCGCCCGUGUGUGUGCGUGUGUGAGUGGUUGAGCACACGCUGUGCUUGUAGUAGGAGUGUGUGGGCAAGCGAGUGUGUAAGCGUGCAUGUGUCUGGGGGGUGGGUGGGUGGAGGUGGGGUGUACCUUUUUAAGAUCUGUUGUAUAUCAGACAAACCUCCUGAGGGCUUUAACAGGUUAAAAUAAGGUUGUUAUAUACAAUAAUACUCUAAAUGCUUCCAUGCUUACUUCUUACAAGCAAUGCCGUUGUUUAUCUUUCUGUUUGUUGUUGUCGUCCCCUUGCUGUUUGUUUGUUUGUUUGUUGUUGCAUGGAAGCUUGUGGACCUCUGCUCAGUAGCAGCAUGCUGAAGGUCAGUUUUUUUUUCUGGUCUUACGUGUUCCUGACCUAAGGAGAACACUAGUGAGCCAAUAGUGUCAUACCAGAACACUAGUGAACCAAUGGGAGGGUGACAGAACACUACUGGACCAAUAGUAUUGCACCAGAACGUGAAUGGACCAAUGGUGUUGGACCAGAACCAGAACCACCUGGACCAAUGGGAGCACAGAUUCAUUUACUAUUUUUGUUCCUGCUGUGGACAAACUAGAAAUGCACUAAAUAAACUAUUUCU
Messenger RNA from Trematomus bernacchii (emerald rockcod), 2192 nucleotides. RefSeq names its product fibroblast growth factor 13b (gene fgf13b). Gene Ontology annotation, molecular function: growth factor activity; fibroblast growth factor receptor binding. Gene Ontology annotation, cellular component: cytoplasm. Bases 293 to 1036 code for a protein of 247 amino acids. Gene Ontology annotation, biological process: cell differentiation; regulation of cell migration; fibroblast growth factor receptor signaling pathway. NCBI's taxonomy places the organism in Eukaryota, Metazoa, Chordata, Actinopteri, Perciformes, Nototheniidae. The transcript has 5 exons. The record is from RefSeq and is a predicted model, not a curated record.